AGGGGUGGGUGGUGGAGGUCCUGUUUGCCCGCCUCAGCGGUCCUGGGAGUCUCCUCAUCCUUCCUCCACGAGAACAAAUAAUGACAUCUGGAGCGGCGGAACCGAGUUUGUUUUAACACUUUCAUACAACACAUCAUCCAAGUCUUGGAUUUUUAUUUUCCUGUACCUAAAAAUAAGGCAAUCAAUCAAUGCUUUCCUGCUCGUCGUCGUCGCCGGUGGAAGGAUGCGAAGAGGAGGAGAAGGAGAAAGAGAAGCAGCAGGAGAAGGACGCGCACAUGCAGACGGAGCGCCACAGACUGACAGAGCAGAGGGAUGAGGCUGAGAGACAACUCCAGCACAUCAAGAGGGUGUCUCAGAUGGUGAUCGAGGAGGUGAGCAUUCUGCAGACUCAGCUGGAGAUCGAAAAGUCGUGUCGGGAGAAUGCAGAGGCGCUCGCCACCAAGCUGAACAGCGAGAACAGGAAAUUGAAGUACCUAAGCCUGACGUCACGGGUGCCAUGUGUUGAUGAGCCACUUCCCAGUAUCUCCGACGGGGUCGCUAUGGAGACCAGCGAUGGCGAGACAGCUUACGACAUUAAUGAGCCAGAGCCCGACACCUUUGAGCAAUACCGGCAGCAGGUCAAAGAGCUACGCGAGGCGGUGAGCAGCUUGUUGGAGGAGAAAAAGAAAUUCCUGUGCCAAAUUGACGACCAACGGAGAAGGAUCGAGGAGCUCAUCGACAAGUCAGCGCGAGAUGAAAAAGAUGCGAAGGACCUCCGCCACGCCGUCGAGAGGCACAGCAAAACCAUCGAGAGCUUCAAUAGAGUGUCAGCAAUGGCGACACAGGAGUACGAGGACAUGAAGGAGCAACUGGACUUGGAGCAGAGCCUUCGCGUCAAAGCCGAAACGUACGCGCACCAGAUGCUGGUGGAGCAGAAGGAGGCCAAUCGUCAGAGCGCCCUGCUCCUGCAGAGCGCUGAGCCGACAAUGCAGCUGCUCAGCGCCUUGGAAGAGGUCGCCGCCCUCACCAAGAAGCUGGAGGAGGAGCGGCUGCAGCAUCAGCGACAGGUGAGUGAGCUGCAGGCCGAGCUGGACGACAGCAUCGCGAAGAAGAACUUGGAAAGUCUGUAUAGACAAGUGGAUCUGCUGGAGGAGGAGAAGAAAGAUGUGGAGGGACGACUUGAACAGGCUGAGAAGGAUAACCAACAGCUGCAAAUCCAAAUCCAGCUGCUUCAGAGGGUCACCAUGACUACCGACACAGCACCCCCUCCCCCGCCUCCUCUCCCUCCUGGUCCCAUGGAAUCUGAGGUGGCUCCACCCCCCGCGCCCCUUCCUCAACCGCCGCCCCCGCCACCCCCGCCGCCUCCUCCUCCACCUCCGCCUCCCCCAUCCAGAUGCAACCCUCUCAGUUCUCUAAUCGCCAUCAUGAGGAAGACGUCCAAAGGCUCCAAAACGUCUCUGAAGAUGGAGCAACCAGCAGCAUCUGAUGACGCCGUGAAGGUGAAGGCUGUCAAUGAGAUGAUGGAGCGAAUCAAACAUGGCGUGGUGCUGCGGCCCGUUAAAAGUCAGGACAGCAAGCAGAGAGUUGCUGUCAAAAUACCUCCAGCCAGCGAGGAGACAUCUCAGGAGAGCGCCAUGGACGAACUCAAAGGCAUUCUGGAGACGGUGAAACGCAGUCCUAGCAGAGGCUCUCAGGAGGCGCCAUCGCCAACAGGGAGGAAAGACAGCGAGCUGGAAGUUAUCCUGAGAAGAAGGCGUAAUAAGGCAGGAGAGGCUGGAUCUGGAGACGAGCGUGAUGGUCACAUGUCGUCCUGCGAGAGUCUGAACGGGAGACGCGCCAGCAGCGAGUCGGGAAAAGACCCGGACGGUUCUGUCACAACAUCCAACUCCACGGUGGACCCAGGAGCGGUUGGGGAGAGGCGAGGCUCCGCUCCUGGACCUGUGGUGGCGAGGAAGAGCAGCCCGGAAAAACCGGGAAACUGGCGGGAAAGACGAUCUGGCUCCUCCGUGUGGGAAAAUGAAACGACCGACCGUCUUGUCGAAAACGGCUGCAAGCACAGUGUCACAAUGGAUGCCAACACAGCAAAAACGCCAAUCCGGUCCAACGGUGUUGAUCUCAGUGAGAAUGCGCAGGCCACCAUCUUUGUUGUGGGUAACAUGAAUGGUGAACACGCUGAAGGCAACAACUAGGGGGCGCUCUCAGGAUGUUUGCCUAAUAUGCACGUUUAAAUGACAAACAAUGCACAGACGCUGAUGCUGUACCCGUUUUACAACAAAUACAUAAGGUUAGGUUAGCUCGCUGUAAGGCUAGCAACCAACCAAACAAACAAACAAACAAACAAACAAACAAACAAACAAACAUAUAAUCCAAACACUGCUGUGCAAUUAUUCAAGAAAAACAUGUUUUUUUUGUACCAUGCUAACAAUGAUAGCCUGAUUAGUCACGUUCCUUACAUGGAGAUGCACUCACUGUCACAUAAUGCACAUAUACUUCCUUUACUUUGAUUUAUUUACUAUGCUAACUACUUCCUGGUAGAUCACAACUGACAUUCGGACACACAGCUCAAAAUAAAAGCAUGGGGGAUAAGCUGCUAUUACUCGUGACUCUUGUCAGCACGAUAAUCAGACAUCACAUUACAACUUGAUGCCUCCCCUCGCUGGCCAAUGAAAAAAAUGCUGGCUUGAGAAAAAGGCCUUAAAAAUAUUUGAUCUUUUCAUGUCUUAGAUAAAAAAAAUCAUGUGAGGUGUGUUUGGUUUGAGUGUGAUGCAGGCUGACCUUUUCUUUGUUGCACAACUGUGCACUUCGUGUUAGAUUGUGCUAAGUAAGGCCAUUUUGAAACGCUAAGAGUUAUAUGAAAAACAAGUUUAAAAUCCUAACCCUUCUUCACGAUCCUAAAUCCAGACUAGAAGCGCUUAUAUCGAUAUCUUAUCCUUGUUUAAAGCAAGGAUUGAAUCGCUACUCCUUGUUUUAAAACUCUAACCUUUGUUUGGAACCCUAAUGUGUAACCGUAAUUGUAAAAUAGUGAUGUCUUAAGUCCUGCCACAAUGUCUGCAUUCCCUCCCUUUGAUUUUGUCAUAUUUGGAGUAACUAAAAUCACUCAGCAAAUUGUUUUAGUGAUUAUAAAUUGAUUUGUCUGGUUGGACCUGCCGAGAGCCUCCUAUGCAUAUCGGGGCCUCCUGCAGGCCUCCCACACGUGGCUUCUCCUGCCAUUGCAAUUUUCUAAUAAUUACACUUUAUUUUAGGUUACUCUUGAUGUCAUGUUUGUGUGUGUGUGCGUGCGUGUGUUUGGGAUAAUACAUCAAUAUAUAAAGUGUUGAAUUUUUCUUU
Molecule: messenger RNA, 3306 nt
Organism: Syngnathus typhle (broad-nosed pipefish)
Lineage: Eukaryota; Metazoa; Chordata; Actinopteri; Syngnathiformes; Syngnathidae
Gene: shtn3
Product: shootin 3
Exons: 17
Coding region: 189-2168 (659 amino acids)
Source: RefSeq, a predicted model, not a curated record